This is a messenger RNA of Lachancea dasiensis, 780 nucleotides long. Lineage: Eukaryota; Fungi; Ascomycota; Saccharomycetes; Saccharomycetales; Saccharomycetaceae. The record is from the annotation of a GenBank genome assembly.
AUGCUUUCUCGCUCUUUGAUUCGCUUCAGCUCCAUUACAGCUCGUCAGUCUCGGUGUCGCCCAUCGUUGCUGCGCAUCCCGGCUACGAGGAACAACUUCAGAACAUUUAGUGGUGCUGCCAUCACUUUUAACAAGCAUUGCCAGAAAGUAGCUCAAGUCCUCGAUGGGGAAGUUGCUCUGGAGCUAGAGGAAGACUCGUCCGUGCUUCCUUCGUCAGUCCAAGCAUUCUUUGACAAAACUGGCUUCUCCGCCGUGGCGAGCCCAGGCAAGAACAUGGCAGAACUCGUCAAUCAGACUGCUAGAGGCGAGACUGUUCAUGUCUUCUUUGAUGUCGCGCAGGUCUCUAAUCUACCUUUGGAAGCUGCUAGUAUGGAAAAUGAAAUGCCCUCCGCUGCUGAAGAUGAAGAUCUUGAUGGCGUAGCUGACAACUUUGCCAACGUGAAUGUGGUGAUCGUUAAAAAAUCCGAUCAAUCUGCUGUUUCAUUUGAGUUGCUCAUGAAUUUGCAGGAGGGUACGUUCUUUGUUGACAGCGCUACUCCAUAUGCCAAUGCUCAAGCGGCUCUAGAAGAAUCUGCCGAAGCCGAGGUUAGCCGUGAACUUGUAUACCAUGGCCCUCCAUUUUCUAAUUUGGAUGAAGAAUUACAAGAAUCAUUAGAAGUUUACUUGGAAAGCAGAGGCAUCAACGAGGAACUGGCCACCUUCAUUGGUACUUACUCGGAAUUCAAAGAGAACAAGGAAUACAUUGCCUGGUUGAAAAACAUGAAAUCCUUCUUUAACUAA